Chironomus riparius is the source of this 836-nucleotide messenger RNA. The record is from the annotation of a GenBank genome assembly. NCBI's taxonomy places the organism in Eukaryota, Metazoa, Arthropoda, Insecta, Diptera, Chironomidae.
AGUAAGUCGGAGAGAUGCUCCUUGUAUUAAGAAAACUUAAUAUCAGUUUAAGCUCGUAUUAAGAAGAUAAUAGUCCAUUUUAAGUAGCUACUAAAUUAUAAUUAUGAAGUUUAUUGUUGUAGUGCUGUUUUUGUUAUUUGCAUUGGUUCACGGAGGAUUAAUUGCAAAAAAAAUAUCCAAAGAAAAAACGACUGAAAAAACAGCACCUGUUGAAAAUGUUGACUUAUCGAAUGAGUCAGGCGACUUAAUAGUCGAUGAAAUUGUUACAGAAAGCUCUACAAAUAGGAACGAAGAUGAAGCACAUACAGAAGAACCUCCACUAAGUAAGGAUGACAAGGUGAAAAAAAGUGAGAAAUUGACAAAAUCGGAUACAGAAAACAUAACUGAGAAGCCAAUUAAAGCCACAGAAAAGCCAACAAAAGAUGAAGAAAAUAAACAGGCAGCUCACAAUCAUGAUGACACUCCACUGAAAAAAGUUGCAAACAAACUAGAAGAAGAGUUGAAAAAAAUUAAGGAUGAGCCCUUACCUACACAGAAACCAACUCAAGCAACAACAUCUUCCCCUGCAAACCCUAAAAAGUCAUCAAAAAAUAAUGCAACAUCAAAAGAUUCACGAUGCUUUGUUGUGCUUACUUCAUUUGUAGUAAUCUUAAUUGCAGCAUUUUUAUAAAGCUUUUUAAACAAAACUUAGUUUCUCAUACUUCAUUUCACAUUAGAAAUUCUAGAAUUAACAUAAUUGUACUGAAAGCUUCUUAGUUGAAACUGAAUUGAAAGCGUUAGAUAAAAACAAAAUUCGAUACAAAUAAAUAGACAUUGUUCAACAAUAAAAUGCUCAA